Molecule: messenger RNA, 2757 nt
Organism: Oppia nitens
Lineage: Eukaryota; Metazoa; Arthropoda; Arachnida; Sarcoptiformes; Oppiidae
Product: steroid 17-alpha-hydroxylase/17,20 lyase-like
Exons: 12
Coding region: 1-2757 (918 amino acids)
Molecular function (GO): monooxygenase activity; iron ion binding; oxidoreductase activity, acting on paired donors, with incorporation or reduction of molecular oxygen
Source: RefSeq, a predicted model, not a curated record
AUGUCAGUGUUAAUGUCCAACGAUAUAAUCAAUUGGUUAAUUACGGCUGUCAUCGGUUUCGUUACCUUAUAUUUGGUUCGUUUCUAUUAUCGAGUCCUAACAUUACCCAGAGGUCCCAUUCCUCUACCAGUAAUUGGAAAUAUAUUAAAGUUUUUCAGAACAAAAGAAAAYCUAUUUCUGACAAUUAAUUCAAUGCAUAAAACCUAUGGACCGGUAUUUACCUUUUGGUUGGGUAAUACACCAGCAAUAGUGGUAUCCGAUUAUAAGCUAAUUAAAGAGGCAUUCAAUUCAAAGGAUAACGAAUUAAUGGGACGACCCGUUACUUUAUUUAGCAAAAUAUUGACUAAAAAUGGUAAAGACGUGGUGUUUACAGAUCACGGACCAAUUUGGGCCAGUCUUAGACGGUUAGCCCACUCAGCCGUUAGAAAACUAGCAAUAAGUGAAAAGUUAUAUGUUUUAGCCAACGAUGCGGUUCGGGAAACGGUAGACACUAUAAUAACUACUGAAGGCUACGAUAAACCAUUUAAUCCCAUGAGUUAUAUCUAUAUGUCUGUUAUCAAUAUCAUCGCUUCAUCGGCUUUUGGCAAAAGAUAUACUUUCAAUGAUCCGGAGCUGAAAUUUUAUGAAAACAGUUUGGAGUACUUCAGAGCCAAUACAAACACAUUAGGACUUUGCGAUAGAGUGCCGGCUAUGAAGUUAAUCUAUGGUAAAGUUAUAAAUAAAACUUUGGAUGUUGUGGAUCAAUUGUCUACUAAUGUCAAACAACAAUAUCUCAAUCGCAUACCUGUCCACCAAAAUGGAGUCGUCAAUGAUUUUUGUGACGCUCUUAUUGAGGCCAAACACGAAGCCAUUGCCGAACAAAAAGAUACUGCAAUUCAUUUUACAGACACUAACUUAUCAUUAGUCAUAAUUGACUUAUUUAUGGCCGGAAUCGACACAUCACAGUAUAUGAUGCGAUGGAUUAUACUGUUUAUGGCUAACAAUAUUAUAAUGCAAAAUAAAAUGAGAGAUGAAAAAGGUAUUACACCGUUAGGCGCACCACAUGUUGCUAUGUGUGACACAAAAAUGGGUAAACACUAUAUAAAAGAGGGUUCAUUUGUAAUGAGCAAUCUAUGGGCCAUAUCUCAAGAUCCCGAACUAUUUGACAGACCCGAGGAGUUUAAUCCAAACAGAUUUUUGUCUUCAAACGGAACUUACAAGUCAUCGGUUCCCGGUUUUGUACCGUUCGGUAUCGGUAGACGUAUUUGUUUAGGCGAAAAGUUGGCACUGACCGACUUAUUUUAUAUAACUGUGCAAUUAUUACAAUCAACAACACAGUCAAUGUGGACACUACCCGGUGGUGACGGAACMGUCAUCGGCUUCGUUACCUUAUAUUUAGUACGUUUUUAUCAUCGAGUUUUAUCAUUACCCAGGGGUCCCAUUCCUCUACCAAUAAUGGGAAAUAUGAUGAAGUUUUUCAGAACAAAAGAAAAUCAAUUUUUGAUAAUCAAUUCAAUGCAUAAAACUUAUGGACCGGUAUUUACCAUUUGGUUGGGUACAACACCAAUGGUAGUGGUGUCCGAUUAUAAAUUAAGUAAAGAGGCAUUCAAUUCAAAGGGAAAUGAAUUGAUGGGAAAACCUAAAACAAUAUUUAGCAAAAUAUUGCUUAAAGAUGGAAAAGACGUGUUGUUUACAGAUCACGGACCUGUUUGGGCCAGUCUUAGGCGAUUAGCCCACUCAGCUGUUAGAAAACUAGCAGUAAGCGAAAAAUUUUAUAUUUUAACCAACGAUGCGGUUCGGGAAACGGUCGACACUAUGAUUGCUACUGAAGGCUGUGAUAAACCAUUUGAUCCAAAAAGUUAUAUCUAUAUGUCUGUUAUAAAUAUCAUCGCUUCAUCAGCUUUUGGCAAAAGAUAUAAAUUCAAUGAUCCGGAACUGAAAUUUUAUGAAAAUAGUUUAGAAUAUUUCAGAGAAAAUAUGAAAACAUUAGGACUUUGCGAUAGAGUGCCGGCUAUGAAGUUAUUCUAUAAAAUCGCAUACCUGUCCACCAAAAUGGAGUUAUCAAUGAUUUCUGUGACGCACUUAUUGAGGCCAAAGAGGAGGCCAUUGCUGAACAAAAAGGAGAGCGCAUCUUAUUUUACAGACACUAACUUAUCGUUAGUUAUUAUGAACCUAUUUAUGGCGGGAACCGACACAACUCAAUAUAUGAUGCGAUGGAUUAUACUAUUUAUGGCCAACAAUACAAAAAUGCAAAAUAAAAUGAGAGAUGAAAUCAAUGAUAUAAUUGGCGACCGAAUGAUUACACACGAAGAUAAAAAUAACUGUCAUUAUAUCAAUGCAUUUAUUGCCGAAACUUUACGUUUAAGAGGUAUUACACCGUUAGGUUCACCUCAUGUUGCUAUGUGUGACACAAAAAUCGGUGAACACAACAUAAAAGAGGGUUCAUUUGUAGCCAUCAACAUAUGGACCAUAUCUCGAGAUUCUGAACUGUGGGACAAACCCGAGGAGUUUAAUCCAAACAGAUUUUUGUCGUCAGACGGAACUUAUAAGUCAUCGGUGACCGGAUUUAUACCGUUCGGUAUCGGUCGACGUAUUUGUUUAGGUGAGAAGCUGGCACUGGCAGAUUUAUUUUUCAUAACUGUGCGAUUAUUACAAUCAACUUCGCAAUACAUUUUGACACUACCCGGUGGUGACGGAAGUGCCGAUUUGGAACCCAAUCCUAAUGUUAUGUUUCUUAAUGUUCCGAAAUCUUAUGAUAUUGUAUUGAAAAGAAAAUAA